This is a messenger RNA of Adineta ricciae, 1338 nucleotides long. The record is from the annotation of a GenBank genome assembly. Lineage: Eukaryota; Metazoa; Rotifera; Eurotatoria; Adinetida; Adinetidae.
AUGGAUUCGACAGUCGCGCCCGGCACUUUAAACAUUCCACAAAUAAUUCGCAGUGAAACACGUUUACGUGAAACGACCUAUCGUUUAAUAAUUUCCCAAUUAUUCUAUGAUGGUCAUCAACAAUUGGCUGUAUCGCUUUCCAAUCUUCUGCAAACAUCUCCGCCAUGUCCACCGUCAGAUCGAUUAACUCACAUUGUUCGACUUGGUUUAAAAGCUGAUGAAGAGCUAGAACAAGCACAAAAAUCAUCGAUCGUUGUUGCUGAAAACGUCCAAGAUAUAGGCCUUGAUUUUGAUUAUCAAUCUGAUUCACCAAUUACUAGUCCAGAUGCUGGCUCGUACGAAACAUUUUAUGUUACUGCUCACAAAGCACCUUGUCGUGCCGCUGCUUUCGAUGCAACUGGAUCGAUUAUCGCUACCGGUUCAGUAGAUGCAUCGAUUAAAAUUCUUGAUGUGGAUCGAAUGCUUAUUAAAAAUAGUUUCGGUCUAGACUAUGCACCAUCUUCCAUCGAACCACCUAUGGAUAAUCAUCCAGUCAUUCGAACGCUCUAUGAUCACGCCGACGAAGUCACAUGUCUGGACUUUCAUCCAUUCGAUCCUAUUCUUGCAUCGGGCUCACGUGAUUAUACGAUAAAAUUUUUCGAGUACGCUAAAUCAACAACGAAAAAGUCGUUUCGUACAAUCAAGGAAGUUGAUCAGAUACGUUGUUUGAGUUUUCAUCCAAGCGGUGACUGGUUAGUUGUUGGUACACAGCAUCCUGUGACACGUUUGUACGACGUGGAAACAGGCCGCUGCUUUGUCUCAACUCAACCGCAAGAUCAGCACACCAAAGCGAUAACUUGUGUCAAAUGGGCACCGAAUGGAAAACAGUUUGCUACAUCAUCGAAAGACGGUUCAUUCAAAAUUUGGGAUGGUGUAACAAAUCGUUGCAUAAAUACAUUCGAUGGUGCACAUAAUGGUGAAGAAGUUUGCUCAGUAGCUUUCACAAAAAAUUCCAAGUAUUUGUUGACCAGUGGAAAAGAUUCACAAGUUCGUCUGUGGGAAUUAUCCACAGCACGUUGUCUAAUUCACUAUACCGGUGCUGGUACAUUAGCUAAGCAAGAACAUCGUGCGACUUGUGUUUUUAAUCACACAGAAGAUUAUAUACUCUAUCCUGAUGAAAAAGCGACGUCGUUGUGUUGUUGGAAUUCGCGUAAUGCUGAACGACAACGUCUAUUGGGUUUAGGUCAUAAUGCUCCUGUAAAAUGUAUUGUACAUAGUCCAACAGCACCAGCUUUUGUCACAUGUUCCGAUGAUCAUCGUGCAAGAUUUUGGUGUAAAAGAACAUUGUUUGGUGACUAA